GUGAGGGGCGGCAAUGAUAGCAAUCCAAGCGCUCACAUCUCGCCAUCCAAUUCAACAAAUCCUAGAAACGAGGCGUCCGUUCGAAACAAUAACACGAGGGGUAUGCCUUCCGGACAAGACCUACGGCCCCACAACUCGAGAGGUGACGGCGGGCCAGGAGGUCAUGGGUCUAAUCCACGCGACUAUUCGAUUGGAAUCAAUGAACAGUUGGCUUUGGCUGUAAUUAGACUCCAGCAGAGCAUGGAUCAGGUGGUGAACAGACUGGACGCUCUCGAAUCGAUGCUAAGUCGAGAAACUCGGAACAAGUCGAGUCCCAAAAAUAAGUCAAGCGUUUGGCCGUUUGAAGAGCUCAGACCCCAAACAGCACUCGUAUUACUAGUUUGGCCUCUUGUGGUCCAAUGGAUCGUUCAAUACAUUCAAUUCAAAAGGCGUAACAAAUAGAAGAAAUGAUUAUAAUUUUUAAAUUAUAUAAACA
Messenger RNA from Oppiella nova, 475 nucleotides. The record is from the annotation of a GenBank genome assembly. NCBI's taxonomy places the organism in Eukaryota, Metazoa, Arthropoda, Arachnida, Sarcoptiformes, Oppiidae.